Molecule: messenger RNA, 3826 nt
Organism: Stegostoma tigrinum
Lineage: Eukaryota; Metazoa; Chordata; Chondrichthyes; Orectolobiformes; Stegostomatidae
Gene: rfk
Product: riboflavin kinase
Exons: 4
Coding region: 237-704 (155 amino acids)
Biological process (GO): FMN biosynthetic process; riboflavin biosynthetic process
Cellular component (GO): mitochondrion
Molecular function (GO): riboflavin kinase activity
Source: RefSeq, a predicted model, not a curated record
GAUCAUUUGGCCUCAGUUUCCACGGAGGCGGAGAAGGAAAGGGACCCGAGAAAUAUUUAAAAAAAAUUGACGUAACGGCUUUCCUGGAAACGCCGGUUCCUGUGAGCUCUGUUUGUUGACAGACCCUUUGGCCGAGGAUUAGAGUCGGUGAUCGGGUGGAAACCGGGUGUGUUAGUUUUAAAUAAACCGUUCGCUUUGUCCGUGGGCCUGGCCUGGAGAGUGACUGAGCUGUGGCCAUGAGGAGUUUGCCGUAUUUCUGCCGCGGGGAGGUGGUCCGAGGAUUCGGCCGAGGCAGCAGAGAGCUGGGUAUCCGCACAGCCAACUUCCCAGACAGUGUUGUAGACAACCUACCAGGCGACAUCACUACUGGUAUUUACUAUGGCUGGGCCUGUGUUGGUCAUGGAGAUGUGCACAAAAUGGUUAUGAGCAUUGGUUGGAACCCAUACUAUAAAAAUACAAAAAAAUCUAUGGAAACGCACAUUAUUCAUACUUUCAAAGAAGAUUUUUAUGGCGAAAUACUCAGCAUAGUAAUUGUUGGAUACAUCCGAGCAGAAAAGUCUUUUGAUUCAUUAGAUUCUCUAAUUACAGCCAUUUGCAAUGAUAUUUCUGAAGCAAAGGAAAAGCUAGAUCUGCCAGAAUAUCAGUGCAUGAAGGAUGACAACUUCUUCAGAUCACAUGAAAACAGUAUAAUGAAUGGCCAUUGACCAACGUUUGUGCAAUUGUGGCUUCUUAUCAUGUUCUGUGUACUUUUAGGCAGUUGUUGACUUAGCAUAACAUAACUGUGCUGAACCCUGUGCAGACUUUCCGUCUAAAACAUUUAGAACAGCUCACAAAGAAAGUAAUACAUUUCACAAAAAUAAACUCUGAUGCAGGUGCCAGUUGUUUAAAUUUUAUCAUCUAUGCAGUUGCCUGUUUCCGGAUUACUGAAAUCUUAAAUGUCUUUCAUGUGCUUUAAUUUUGGUAUUCUCAGUUGAUAAAAUACCAUAACGAUGUGAGGCUUAAAGAGAUUGUGUGAUUGUAAUAAAUGUACACUUAAUGUAUCAUAUGACAUCUACCUUAGAUGGGACAUAAAUUCAUCAAUACCUCAUAAUAUAGAUGUUUAAGGAAGUCAUACGAGCAUGUUAAGACUAUAUUCACUGAAAUUCUUUAACAGCACAUUUUAGCCUGUGUUUCUGUUACUAACAUUUGCUCACGUAUGAAGAGCAAAACCCUUAAACCAUUUCUGGAAUUAGAGAGUUGUAUAGUAUUUUUAUUCCUUCACAUCAGAAAUACAAGCCUGUUCUCUGACUGCACCCCAAACUUUCUAACAACAGGAGACUUGCAAAGGAAUAUGGUUCCAAAUAUGCUGUCAGCCUUCUGGUAUCUCGCCUCAGUGGGUAUUCUCUAGCUAUGAGUGUAGAAAGUGAAUAUUGAAUAAAUUGAGUGGUCGAAGCGAGUGAAUUAAGCAUAUGUUACAACCGAAUUUGAUCCAGCCCAUUUACCUGCAGCACUUAGAAGGUCUUCCUGUGUAGUGAUUGGUAGAAAGGUUGAUCAGUGCCUCCCUUAUGACCGCAGCUGAAAUCAGCAAACUCAGGAAAGUUUAGGGAAUGUGCCUGGAGCAUUAUUGCAUCCAGCCCCUCUAGAUGAUGGUACCCAUACGUGAUAGAUACUUGAUCAUCAUCUGCUAGGGAAGAAAAUACAUAGGGGAUGGUGUUCCUGAAAAAAAAACUGUUGAAAGUGUGCAGUUGUAUUUACAUCUCUGUGCCCAGCUACUUUACAUGGAGUAUGUAACUAUUUAAGAUAACCUUGAGUGCCAGAUUAGUUUUCCAAUCUCACAGCUUUUUGCCAGCAAAUGUUAAUCAUCAAAGCCUAUUACAGUGCAUGCAAUACCAAUCGUGUUCUCUUCAAACCCUUUAACUUAUGUUUUUUGCCUUUUUUUAAAAAAAGGCAUACUUUCUCUUCCAUUUCAUUUGCCUUUUUAAAUUCUCCUCUGAUUUUAUUUUACAAAAGAACCAGUAAUUUUGUUGGCUUCAAGCACUGUCAAAGUACACUGUAGCAGAUGACAACAAUUGUUCAUCUAUGCAAAAUGAAUCUCUAGCAUCUGAAAGCUUUACAUUUGUCCCCGUAGUUUUGCAUGUUAACAACACAAAGAUCCUUGCAUCUGUGAUGUACAGCAUUAGUAAAAUAACUCAUUGUUACUCUGAUUAUUUGAAUUAAAUUCUUUAUAUGUUGCCACUGUCAAUGUCGGGCAACACAUCAGGAAAGCCAUACCUUCUGGUAGUGUACUUGAUUGAUGUGCAUCAAAACCUUGGGGCUAAAGUUUACGGAAUUUUCUGUAACCUGUAAUUGAUGUUGAAAUUUAUGAUUCAAUCAUCAUCCUGUUUGAUGUGGAUUGAGAAAAAUUGACUUAGUAUUAUUGUAGUUCUUUAUCAUCUUACCCAUGUACCAAGAAGGAUUAUCCAAUUACUGUUUGAUUUCAAGACAUUCACAUGAGGAAUAACACAUUUUCAGUAUUAGUGAAUCCCCUCUGAAUACUCUUCAUCUCCAAAUAAAAGCUAAUGCUUUCCCAUUGUAAAUGCCAUGGAAAUAUAUCCACGGAUUUGUAACUUCCCUCUGUAUAGAUGUCUAUACAGAAUACUAAUUUCUCAUGAUGAUUAGAAAAAAACAUUUAUGAUUUCUUGUUCCCAACAGAUGACUGGGUAGAAUUGGGAAUAGACUGUUGAGUGGCUCCUCAGUUGCCUUUCAUUGAUCCAUUUUGCUACCAGCUAUUUCUGUCCUUUCCUGUAGAACUCUUGAUGCAUGUGCAACAGAAACCUAUCUACUAGGUAUUUAUUUUUGUCACCUGAAAACAUCUGUGUGUCAUGCCUAAAAGAACUGUAAAAACAGCAUUUACUGCUGUAUAAUCUAGCUCUGCCAGAAUAUGCCCACAUUGGCAGUGGGAGCAGCAUGGUCCUUUGUAGAACUAAUGAUACCACACAGUUAUUAAAUAACUUUUUAUUGUAAUUCAGUAGAAAAGGGAUCCAGUGGUAUAUAAAAGGUUAAAGAAGUGAUAAAGGAGCUUCCAACAUAAAAUUAAAUUGUCUGGGCUUAUGUAAUUUGUUAGUCAUUAUCCGAUUUCCUUGCAUUGUAGGUGUUAAAACUAUGCAAAAAAUAAAUAACUCAUUCUGCUUUAAAUUAGAAAAAGGCAUAAUGUAUUCCUUUCCACUGUGGGGGAGAAAACAUAUUUUAAAAGUCUUUGUAUAUGGCCAACAUUGAGUUUUCCAUUAAGAUGUUUUGGAGUUAUUUAUGAUUUUAAUAAAAAUGCAGGAAGCUGAAAGUGAUGGAGGCAAUUUUAAUAUAUUUAUUGAACACUCAUAUCAGUAGAGAAGGACUUUUAAUGUUUUCGGUAUGAAAUGGCCCUGUGUUUUGCUCCUCAUUUCACACCACCUUAAUUACUGCAAGUGAUUAUGACACUCAACUUUAUGACUUCAUAUGCAUUCUCCAUUUUAAGAGGAAAGUUCUCUAAACUGUAGGGUGGGUGUGGAAUAUGGUGUGAAACAAGAAUGUUUAACUUUUUAAUGUCAUUAUCUAUUAUUUCAUUGUGAGAAACGUGCAACAAAUGUUUCACUAAUGUAAGAAGCCAUAAUACUGUUAGAUAUGUAAUUUAUUUAAAAUCAAGACCAAAUUUUAUGUAUGUAUUUUUGUGGCAACUUGCAUUAUUUUCUUUUGACUGCUAAGUUGAGAUUUUAAUAUAUGGAACAUGUCACAUUUAUGUUUUGUUUUAAUGUUAAGGUCUGGCCAAGUUCUAUUCUGUGGAACUGUUGGUGGAAAUGAUUCUUUCAAAGUCAAAAAAAAAGUUCAUGUCGAA